AUGUUACCACAAGACAGUGACAGUGACAUCAGUGAAAGUUUCCCAAGCAGUGAAGCACACUGCAUUAUUAAUGCAUCAACAGGAACAAUAACCCCUCAAAUUCUCACUGGUAUGGACUAUUUCAAUUCAAUCAUGGAUUUGCAUCAACCAGUCACUCGUCUUCCGUCAGGACUAUUUCUAACACAAACAUUCCUCGGUCCAAUAAUAUCAGGGAUAGUAGAGGACUUCUACUCAACAGUACAGAAUCGAAACGGAAAAAUAUAUGUAAGAUUUCCUUGGAAAUCCAACAAGAAUCGAUUGGCUAACAAUUACAGUUUAGCCCUGAGUAGGCUACACCAGUUAUUCAAGAUGAAAGAGAAAAGUCCUGAAUGCUGGGAGGAAUACUGCAGGAUUAUUGAAGAACAAUUCGAGAAAAGGUUCAUAGAAGAUGCCCCGUAUACUACAACACCUGAUAGCUCAACACCAUGUUAUUACAUCCCUCAUCAAGCCGUUAUUAAGUCUGAAAGUUCAACUACCAAAACGCUAUACGCAGAAAUGGCUAUACGCCUGACUACUACCCCAGCACAAAUUCAGCAAUACAUCACAGAAUUCAAUUGCAAC
Messenger RNA from Ostertagia ostertagi, 600 nucleotides. NCBI's taxonomy places the organism in Eukaryota, Metazoa, Nematoda, Chromadorea, Rhabditida, Trichostrongylidae. The record is from the annotation of a GenBank genome assembly.